Messenger RNA from Nerophis ophidion (straightnose pipefish), 3688 nucleotides. It is a transcript of the gene gtf2a1, whose product is annotated as general transcription factor IIA, 1. Gene Ontology annotation, cellular component: transcription factor TFIIA complex. Lineage: Eukaryota; Metazoa; Chordata; Actinopteri; Syngnathiformes; Syngnathidae. The record is from RefSeq and is a predicted model, not a curated record. The coding region runs from base 226 to 1434 and encodes 402 amino acids. The transcript has 10 exons. Gene Ontology annotation, biological process: transcription by RNA polymerase II; transcription initiation at RNA polymerase II promoter.
UCGCAGCUCCUUCGCUCAGUAUAUAAAGCAGCACAACGACGGACGGAGGACGGCUGGGGAUCCACAGCCCGGGAUUGUAAAUAAGACCGCCAAAAACUGUUUUAUUUACAAAAGUGAUGCCGGCUGUUUUAGAGUACCGUUCCCAGUUGUUUUAGCAGUUUUUUGUCCUUUUUGGCUCUUAUUUCUCGCCAAUUUCCGUGUGGGUGUUUUUACACUACGCGUGUAAUGGCGAGCUCGGCUAACUCGAACCCAGUGCCUAAGCUGUAUAAGACUGUGAUAGAGGAUGUCAUCAACGAGGUGCGAGAAUUGUUCCUGGAUGAGGGAGUGGAUGAGCAAGUCCUCCUGGAACUGAAAACACUAUGGGAGAGCAAACUGUUGCAGUCCAAGGCAGUCGACGGCUUCCACACCGAGGAGCAAGCUGCCCUGCAGGCUGCUCAGCAGCAGCAGCAGCACCAACAGCAGCAGCAAGUCCAGCAGGGUUCCCAGCCAGCACAGUCGCAGCAAGUCGUCCUGUCUUCUCAGCAACAGCAAGCCUCCCAGCAGCAAGUUCUUGUUCAAGAUUCCAAGCUCCUACAGCACAUGACUACAACAGGCAUGAGUGCGGCAGCGACACAAGCAGCACUCGCUCUGCCCACAGGGGUCACGCCAUAUCCCCAGCUUAUCACCAGCUCAGGUCAGUUCCUGCAGGUUGUCCGUGCGCCCAACGGGGUGCAGUACGUGUUUCAGCAGCCUCAGCAGUCCAUCCUCUUGCAGCAGCAGAUGCAACCUGGCUCUGUGCAGGCCCCGGUCAUACAGCAGGUCCUGGCUCCUCUACAAGGAAGCCUGUCUCAGCAAACCGGAGUAAUCAUCCAACAGCCUCAGAUUGUCUUAGCCCCUGGAAAUAAAGUCCAAGGCAAUGCACAGGUUAUGCAGGCUGCUGCGGUGACAUCUCAGCAGCAGCAGUCAGUCAGUCAGUCAGCGGCCCAGUUCCAACAAGCCCAGCUCCAGCAAGCCCAGGGCGCAGCAGCGCCACAGGGCACAGCAGCGCCACAGGGCGCAGCAGUGCCACAGGCCCAGGUGCAGCCCCAGCAGGCAAACCCUGGUCAAACCCAGGCUCCGCAGCCGCCUAUAAUGCUGCAGGUGGACGGGGCCGGUGACACGUCCUCGGAUGAAGACGAGGACGAGGAAGAGGAAUAUGACGAGGACGAGGAGGAGGAAAAAGAAAAAGACGGGGGAGAGGAAGGGCAGGUGGAGGAGGAGUCACUGAACAGCGGCGAUGAUGUCUCCGACGAGGAGGACCAGGAGCUGUUUGACACAGAGAAUGUAGUCGUGUGCCAGUAUGACAAGAUUCACAGAAGUAAGAACAAAUGGAAAUUUCACCUAAAAGACGGCAUCAUGAAUCUGAACGGGAGAGACUACGUCUUCUCUAAAGCCAUCGGGGACGCCGAAUGGUGAGGACGAGCCACGCGACAGGAGCAGGAACUCUGUUACCCCUCCAGUCCAGGUACCAGUAAACAAUAUCACUAUCCUUCCAUAUCCUGUGACUGGAUAGGGCCCGGGGAGGCGUCGGGGAGUCUUAAGGGAACUCUUACAGCCCCAAACAGGACUGUGAGGUACUGAACCCACGCGGGUCUCACUGGUAGCCCUCAGACAGCCUCGCAGGAUGAGAAACCGACAGUGAACUUUUUGUUUCUCAGCCUCGAUCCCCACUUGUUUCUCAUACAGCAUUUCACAGCAUGCUGGCGUUAAGAGGACCAGCUUGCAGGCCAAAGGCCACCCUUAGCUGGUAGACCGGUACAACCGGUCCAAGGUUUCCGCCUUCUCGUCUGCCAGAAUGAACGUUUUGUUUCGUCCUCGCCCCGCUUUUAUUUUCGUUCUCGUGUCUCUCAAGUUUUGGCAAACGGUGCUCCGAAGCUUUUAUACGUUUUAUUUUAAAAAUUUAAGGGUUGUAACACGGACGGUAAAAUUGACAUGAAUCUUAAAAGAAAUGAUCAUUUAUAGCUGUAUAAAGGCGCUAUUUUAAAAUAAUUCCGCAUAAGCAAAAGACAAGUAAUUUAGUUUUUGAAAAAUGAACACAUUGUUUUAGUGUGCGUUUUGAAAUGUCAGUUUGUCACGUGUGUGUACUUAAAGCAGUCAAGGUAAUCAUUAGCCACUGUGAGUGUGUGUGUGAGCGCUCACUUGAUUGCAACACUACACCCCCCCCACCAAGCAGAUUAGUCGCCACCUUUUGCUCAGCACUGAAGCUUUUUUGUAUUUAUUCAUGAAAGUUAUUCACUUUGAGCCGCACCAAACUGUGCUCUUACAAUCAUAUAAGUGUUCCUUUUUUUUCUGUAUGUUGGCUGAACAAAGCUGUGUAACGUUGUUCCAAAAUUUUAAUCUUUUAAGCGAAGAUGUUUUCUAAUGAAAGGAGAUUAUAGGCGUGAAGGAAAAGGAGUGUGUUUCGCCACAUGUCUUCAGUGCCCCCUGUUGCAGAAAUUUGAAAUAAAGUACACCUUUUUUGGGCUGCUGUGUCCACUGGCUGGUUGGUGUAAUCCACAUAUUUUCAUAAGAAAAAAUGUGAAUACCGUAUUUUCCGGACUAUAGAGUGCAUCGGUAUCGAAACUGCACCCUCUAAACUUAAAAAAAUAAUAUAUUUUUCCAUACGUUAGCCACACCGGACCAUGAACCGUAGAUAUAUAUGUUGUGCAAUAAGUUAUUUACACAGAAAUAUUUUGUAAAUGUUUAUUUACAUGCCUUAAUUGUUUCCAAACGGUGUCUCUAACACGGCAGUAAGAGCCUGGGCAAACAAAACAGAAGUCAUCGUCAUGGACCUACUAGCUGCGGAAGCUAACUCUCCAAUCAGCUAAACAGACUCAAUGACCCCACAAUGACGUUUUUGGGGAAUUUACGAAACUGAAACAAUACAAAAAGAAUGCCGUUUUAAGUCAGUCAUACUAACACAGACACUCGAAAACGUGUUAGCAUAUUAACAAAUGCUAUCGACGCUAACUUGAUAUCAUUACGAUCGCACAUACAAAUAUGCAUUUAAUCACUCCUGCAGACUUCAUACAUGAGACGGUUUAGUAAGUAAGAUUUUUUUUAGUUAUAUUUUAAAACUUACAAAUGUUGCUUGGAGUGAUGACUGAAGAAUCCAAAUGAGUAACGAAGCUAUGGAUCGCUAGAAGACAGAAAUGUACUUCUAUUUCCGGUUAAAAGCUCAGUCUAAACAGAAUGGCACUGCAGCACCUGCAGUGAGCAAACUGGUGCAAAAGAUGGCUCUAUAGCACAGACAAUAACACCUAUUCAGUGUCCACAAAUUAGCCGCUCUGUUUAAUAAGCAGCAGGGUUCAAAGCGUAGGACAAAGGUAGCUGCCUAUAGUCCGGAAUUUACGGUAGUUCUUAUUUAACUUGAUGUCUUUCUGCAUUUCAAAGCAGCCUUACAAGCAGUCGAUGCCCGCAGGUGUGAAGUAGCCCUUGGAGAUGAUGACUUUAGUAGCGAUGUGUGAAUUAUUAUGGCGCGUAAAAGAUGUCAUAGUUGUUCCCACAUGCUUCAAUGUCGUGUGCCUUUUUUUCAUUUGUACUCCUGUUUUUUUUGUAUUCCCACAAAACAAGGUGAUCUUCUAUGGGAAUUGUUUUCUCCUUUUCUCUGUUGUCACUUCUAAUAGCUGUUGAUCAUGUAUUGUUCUAUAAAUCUUUUUUUUUUCUAAUAAAUUAAAAAACAAACUCGGAA